UUUGCUUAGUAUUUCCCCCCUUUUUUUCUCCUUCCAAAAACCCUUCUUCCUUAAAAACCCCAAUUCUUUCACUCUUAAUCAAUAUUUUCAACAACAAUGGAUCCACCUCAAUCAUUCACACCAUACAAUCUCACUCAAACCCUAAACUUCCACAAACGCGCAAUAUCCUCCAUCAAAUUCUCAUCCGACGGCCGCCUUCUCGCCACCGCCUCCGCCGACAAAAUAGCCGCAACUUUCUCCUUCUCUUCCACUUCUUCCGAUUCCCCUUUCUCCUCCCAUCAACAAUUCUCCGGCCAUGAACAAGGAAUCUCCGAUAUCGCAUUCUCCUCUGAUUCUCGCCUUCUCGCUACCGCUUCCGAUGAUAAAUCCGUCAAAUUAUGGGAUGUAUCCACCGGUCAGAAUAUCAAAACCCUAUUAGGUCAUACUAAUUAUGUUUUUUGUCUCAAUUUUAAUCCCCAAUCGAAUAUGAUUGUUUCGGGUUCUUUUGAUGAGACUGUUAGGGUUUGGGAUGUUAAGAGUGGGAAGUGUUUGAAGGUUUUGCCGGCUCAUUCGGAUCCUGUUACUGCUGUUGAUAUUAAUCGAGAAGGUUCCAUGAUUGUUUCGAGUAGUUAUGAUGGGUUGUGUAGGGUUUGGGAUACUAGCACUGGUCAUUGUUUGAAGACUUUGAUUGAUGAUGAGAAUCCGCCGGUUUCUUUUGUUAAGUUUUCGCCCAAUGGGAAGUUUAUUCUUGUUGGCACAUUGGAUAAUACACUGAGAUUGUGGAAUUUUCAGAAUGGUAAGUUUUUAAAGACAUACACUGGACAUACAAAUUCAAAGUACUGCAUUUCAGCAGGAUUCUCUAUAUCGAAUGGAAAGUACAUCGUUAGUGGUUCGGAGGAUAAUUGUGUCUACAUGUGGGAACUUCAGUCAAGAAAGAUUGUCCAAAAACUUGAAGGUCAUACCGACACUGUCAUAUCCGUAGCUUGCCACCCUACUGAGAAUAUGAUUGCAUCUGGUGCUCUUGGUAAUGACAAAACGGUGAAGAUAUGGACACAACGCAAAGACUAAUGCUUUUUUUAUAGCCGAAGGCACUUUUCAUCAUUUAGGCUUCUAUCAUUCGAUAUUUUUCUUCAUUUCUCGUGAAGUAACAUAGUUGUCAGGGCUUGAUCCCGUUUGAGGGUAGCAGCCCCGCCUAAUCAGAGUCUGAGAUACUUACCGAACCACUAGGUGCAAGUGCUUCCGUUGAGAUGAGAUAUGAACCCUUAACUAUUCGAGUGUGAUUCUAUGUACCUUGUAGCUUAGUGCUUACUGCUUAGAUUUAGUUAAUUAAUCUCAUGUACUAUUUCAUGUCUAAACAAUGGUAUCUAAUCUAUGUAGAUAUUCAUGCUUGCGGUUUAUGAGAUAGUCUUCCUAAGUCUAUUUUGUAGCUUUGUUUUGCGAAAAUGUUUUUAAGUUCACGUGUAAGCAAUGGAUCUUCCUCAAUUGACCAAAAACUCGUACAUUAAAAAGUCAAUUAUAGCAUCCCUACAGGCUUUAGUACACAAUCCCUAUUAGAUCAAAUGAUAAUAUUCACAGAUGAAUCAUAACACAACAUGUAAUUUACAACUAAUAGCUACUAUGCACCAUUACAUAUUAAAAUUUAUCAAAACAAAUUAUAUACGCAAUAACUUUAUUGUAAUAAAGAUUGUUUUAGAUUAGCUAUUAAUAAUCUCAAUUAUUGUUCUUUAAUUAAAAAAGGGUUAUGAUAUUUAUA
Messenger RNA from Amaranthus tricolor (Joseph's coat), 1732 nucleotides. RefSeq names its product COMPASS-like H3K4 histone methylase component WDR5A. Bases 97 to 1047 code for a protein of 316 amino acids. The record is from RefSeq and is a predicted model, not a curated record. NCBI's taxonomy places the organism in Eukaryota, Viridiplantae, Streptophyta, Magnoliopsida, Caryophyllales, Amaranthaceae. Gene Ontology annotation, molecular function: histone binding. The transcript has 2 exons. Gene Ontology annotation, cellular component: Set1C/COMPASS complex.